Messenger RNA from Homarus americanus (American lobster), 744 nucleotides. RefSeq names its product lysine-rich arabinogalactan protein 19-like. Bases 1 to 744 code for a protein of 247 amino acids. NCBI's taxonomy places the organism in Eukaryota, Metazoa, Arthropoda, Malacostraca, Decapoda, Nephropidae. The record is from RefSeq and is a predicted model, not a curated record. The transcript is spliced from 2 exons.
AUGGGGUUGAUACAGGCGGGGACGUGGGGUGUUGACACAGGAGGGGACGUGUGGGGUGUUGACACAGGCGGGGACGUGUGGGUGUUGGACACAGUACCAGCCAGUUCUACACCCAACACCAGCCAGUCCUACACCCAGCACCAGCCAGUCCCACACCCAGCACCCAGCCAGUCCCACACCCAGCACCAGCCAGUCCUACACCCAGCACCAGCCAGUCCCACACCCAGCACCAGCCAGUCCCACACCAGACCAGCCAGCCCACACCCAGCACCAGCCAGUCCUACACCCAGCACCAGCCAGUUCUACACCCAGCACCAGCCAACCACCAGCCAGUCUACACCAGCACCAGCCAACCUACACCCAGCACCAGCAACUACACCAGCACCAGCCAGUCCACACCCAGCACCAGCCAGUCCUACACCCAGCACCAGCCAGUCCCACACCCAGCACCAAGCCCACAGCACAGUAAUCCUACACCCAGCACCAGCCAGUCCACACCCAGCACCAGCCAGUCCUACACCAAAAGAGUCACACCCAGCACAGAGCCCACACCCAGCACCAGCCAGUCCUACACCCAGCACCAGCCAGUCCUACACCCAGCACCAGCGAGUUCCCACACCCAGCACCAGCCAGUCCCACCACCGCACCAGCCAGUCCUACACCCAGCACCAGGAACAGCGUCAUGAGUCCCAGCACCUAGUAUCCAUAAUGAAUGUAAGAGACACAGAACACGCCAUAACUUGA